Messenger RNA from Vicia villosa (hairy vetch), 1173 nucleotides. RefSeq lists its product as uncharacterized. Lineage: Eukaryota; Viridiplantae; Streptophyta; Magnoliopsida; Fabales; Fabaceae. The record is from RefSeq and is a predicted model, not a curated record. Gene Ontology annotation, molecular function: nucleic acid binding; zinc ion binding. The coding region runs from base 1 to 1173 and encodes 390 amino acids. The transcript is spliced from 2 exons.
AUGGAGAGGAUAUUCCAAGCGAUCCAGUGUAAUGAAGAAGAGAAAGUGAUCUUCGCUACGCAAAAGAUGAAAGGACCGGCUCUUAGGUGGUGGAAUACCGCAUCUACCUAUUUCACUACCCAAGAGAUUCCUAAGGACUGGCAUCAUUUCAAGGCGGAAUUUCUAGAAAAGUAUUUUCCUAACAGUGUUCGGACCCAAAGAGAAAGAGAGUUCCAGAACUUCAAGCAAGGCAACUUGUCUGUUUCUGAGUAUGCUGAGAAGUUUGAAGACAUGGCUGAUUACUCGCGACAAGCUGUUUAUGCUCCUGAUGAGUUAUGGAAGAUUGAUCACUUGAAAAAGGUUCAAGAAGAGAGGAACCAAAACAGGACUAAUUUUAGAGAACAAGGGAGAUCUGCUCAAUACUUAAAGCCCCGCAAUUCUCCAUCAAAGAAGAAACAAGGCCCUGGUGACCAAUCCUCUCGACCUCCUUUUUGUGACAAGUGUAAGAGGAAGCAUACCGGAGAUUGCAGAUUCACUCCAGUUACUUGUUUCGAAUGUGGCGAGCAGGGUCACAUCUCUCCACGUUGUCCUAGAAAGAAGAGGGCUCCUGAGACGACUACAGGUCGUGUGUACACCUUAGAUGCGAGGAAGGCUAAGGGGAACAACAAUCUCAUUGCGGGUACGUGUUAUGUAAACAACCAGCCUUUAUGUGUUUUAGUUGAUUGUGGAGCUACUCAUUCCUUUAUCUCAACCGAAUGUGUUUCUCGACUUGGUUUGGAAGUUACUCCAUUACCUGAUCCUAUGGUCAUUUCUUCGGCGGCCGAUGAUACGGUGGAAGCUCGACUGAUUUGUAAAGAUUGUUUAGUAUCUUUUAAUGGUCGUGAUUUUCCGAUCGAUCUAAUUUGUUUACCUCUCAAGAGACUUGAAGUCAUUCUACGGAUGGAUUGGUUGUCUCUUAAUUCGGUGUAUAUCGGUUGCAAGGAGAAGUCCAUAUUUAUUCCUGCAGAAGAGACUUCUUCCGAUGAUGCAAUUACCAAGUUGAUAGAAGGUACGAUCAGCGCGGUCAAUUAUCUCUUUUCCCAAGAAAGAUCUUUUCUUUUAGUUCUUUCCAAGGAACCUUCUGUAAGAUUGGUAUUGUCAGAGAUUCCAGUGGUGUGCGAAUUUCCUGAUGUGUUUCCUGAGGAUAUCAUUUGA